Messenger RNA from Cyprinodon variegatus (sheepshead minnow), 2241 nucleotides. RefSeq names its product Wiskott-Aldrich syndrome-like (gene wasl). The transcript has 7 exons. Lineage: Eukaryota; Metazoa; Chordata; Actinopteri; Cyprinodontiformes; Cyprinodontidae. Bases 525 to 1340 code for a protein of 271 amino acids. Gene Ontology annotation, molecular function: actin binding. The record is from RefSeq and is a predicted model, not a curated record. Gene Ontology annotation, biological process: actin filament organization.
CAUCUGGUAGGGGGGCAUUCAGGGCCGCUUCGCCCCGCAUGUAGCAGCAGCCGCAAUCAGUCGGUCUUUCAGCUUUAUUAUCAGCCGGUCUGUACCGCCGCUGCUAGGAUCCGGUUUGCGUCUGAUGAGAGCGGGGGGUGAGGCUGGGAGGAGGCUUUCUGAGGCAGCUCUCUCCCCCGCUGCCUGGCUGGAGUGGACCCCUCCCUCCUCCUCCAUGUUGGAUCCAUCCACAGAUCCCAGCCGCUGCUGGACCUCCCGCAUCAAAGUUGCGUGUUUAUCCACCUGCGGACAUUCGCAGACUGCGUAGCUGGAUAUUUUCACCGGGCGGAGAAGAAAAGGAGCUUUUCCUGAAGCAGGAAGUUUCCUGGAAUCCAGCAGCCUUCCCUGCUCGCUCCUCCUGAGCGGAGAUGGUCGCAGGCCACAGCCGCCGGAGCCCGCAUGGAUGUCUGUCCUGAGGAGGGACGCUUAAGACCAGGUCCUCCCGAAACGCGCCCCUCCCGGGGAAUCGGAUCAAGUUCGGAGCCAUGAACAGCCACCCUCCGCCCCGCAGGGCUGGGAACGUGGGCUCCCUGCUCCUCACCCCGCAGGAGAACGACUGUCUGUUCGGCUACCUGGGCAGAAAAUGCGCUACGCUGUGUUCGGCCGUGGUGCAGGUGUACCGGGCCGAGCGGAGCGGCUGCUGGAUGAAGAGGUGCUGCGGGGUGGUCUGCCUGGUCAAAGACAAUCCUCAGAGGUCCUAUUUCAUCAGGGUGUUCGACAUCAAGGUAGGAAAAACCAUGUUUGAACAGGAGCUCUACCACAGCUUCUUCAUCAGCAGCCCCAGGCCCUACUUCAUCACUUUUGCAGGAGACAGCUGUCAGGUCGGUCUGAACUUUGCCAGCGAAGAAGAAGCCAAGCGCUUCAGGGUGGCGGUCAACGACCUGCUGAACCGGAGGCAACGGAAAACGGCUCCCCCUCCUGCCCCCCCUCCUCCCCCAGACCUGGAUGGAGUCGGCAGCGGUGAACACUCUCCCAGUUCUCCAAACCCAGGUGGGAAGUCUGCGCUGCUGGAGCAGAUCAGAGGAGGAACCCAGCUGAAGAGGGUGGAGCAGAACAACAGAGCUCCGGUGUCGGGUUCUGGACGGGAUGCUCUGCUGGACCAGAUCCGACAGGGAAUCCAACUCAAGACUGUGUCUGAACAUCCAGAAUCUGGCCCCCCAACACCAGCCCCAGCUGCAGGGAUUGUUGGGGCCCUCAUGGAGGUCAUGCAAAAGAGGAGCAAAGCUAUUCAUUCCUCAGAUGAUGACGAGGAUGAAGAAGAGGAUGAUGACUUUGAGGAUGAUGAAGAGUGGGAUGACUAGUAGAGCCGUCCGCCUUGCUCCCAUGCCUACACUAAAUCUUCCAGACCCUAAAUUCACCCAGAAAUGGAAACGUUUGACUUUCCUCCAUAUUUAUUUUCUUCCAUGUAAUCUGUGCAAUACCUCAGCCGUUCCCUCCACCCAAAACCCUGCUAGGAGGAACUGUCCCGCUCACUGGGAGGCACCUGAAGGCACCACUAACCCGGAGCUGGGACUGGGCCGGCUGCUUUCCUCCUCCACUGAGCAGCAGGGAGGAGGUCGAGCUGCUCCCUGCUUCGGCUGAGCUCAUCUACUCCAUUUCAUCAUCUGUUGUCCGGGCAGGAAAAUCCUUCUCCUCCUGCUUGUUCUUCUUCUUGGCGUCUGACUCAGAGCUCUGACUCUGCGACCAAACUGUGUGGAUCUUUAACUUUCUCAUGUGAUUUAAAGCCGUUUUUGUUUUUUUUGCACAGUUUCUGACGUAGUUUUGUUUUGUGUGUUUUUACGCCGCGGCUGUUAACGUAACCAGACAAUGUUUUUAGUUUCCUCUGGGCGUCUCAGUAAUUUAGAGCUGACAUGAUGACCUUUGUUUUCCCAAACAUUCCUUUCUGUGCAGGAAGUAGCACAGUCAGUCUGUCACACUGUUAAAAGAAGGAAAAAUGUUGUUUCUUUCAGUGAACUAUGAUUUUAUGCAAUGCAAUUGUAAAUGUCCUCCUAUUGCAAAUAUGAGACAAAGCAAAUAAUCCUGAACCAAAUGAGGCAUUUUAAGGAAGCUUGUUGCUUUAGCGAUGCCUGUGAUCGUUUGUCUGCAAACCGUCUGUCCUCCAGCGAGGCCUAAUGCUGCAUCAACAAGCCAAGAUACUGACAGAGAAACCUGUGAAAAGGUUGGGGGGGGUUGAAUUGUAUACCUGAAUAAAUGUUAUUAUUU